AUGCGCGAAGUCCCAGAGUGUUUCGCGCGCCGAUACCAAGCCAUGGACGCGCUGGUUAAAGAUCUGAGUUCGGAGACAACCCAGUCCAACGAGACUGGCGACCCUGACGCGAAAGACGAUUACGGUUUAAAACUCAUGUGCAAAUUUUGGAAUAUUCUGAAAGAGGAUCCUGUCUGUGAUUUGCAGAGGGCAGAAAGAGGAAAUAGUGGCAUAUAUGGGUCACAGUUCUCGUGCUACCAAGUGGGUAAAAAUCCAUCAAAAGGAACAUGUGGCAAAUCUUCCUGUCCAAAAACCGUCGAUCCCGAAUCCAAAGCAUCAGCCACUUCGUGUUGUAAGAAAAAACCUAAGCCGGAGAGUCCGUGUGGGACUUGCUGUCACAUAUGUGGCCCUCCACCACCUCCACUAGAGACGCCUCUUUCACAGGCGCUAACUAACAUGAAGCGGGCUGCUUCAACGGAGAAAAGAUGUUACGAGAAAGCAACAGAGCUAUUGAGUGUUCAAGAACACUUAAAGGCGCAAAUCAGUCGGUUAGAACAAAGAGAACAGGAAGAGAUUAAGCUAUUGAAUGAGGCAGAUACCAUUUGGAAGGCCAUGGAGAACGAAUACAAGCAGAAGCUAGAACAGUCAAAGAAAAGACAAGAGGAACUACUAAAAGAGCUAACCGUAGUCCAAGUGAGUGCAAGUAAGUGGAAAAAAAAUAAAAAAAAUCUUGAAGAACAGAUGUCAACAAUAGAUAAAUGCAUACAAGAAAUGAGAGAUACAUACAGAAAUAAAACAAAUGACAUCAAAACCAUACAAGCGGAGACGGCGGAUUUAGAACAAAAACUUGUGAGAAAUACGAAUGACAUAAAGACCGCAUCGGCAACUCUUGAAGCCAAAAGAAAGUGUCAUGAUGAUUGCAUGAAGAAAUUGACAGAGGAGUCAAAAAAGUUACAAAUUGUAAAAAAAAAUGAAGAACAACUAAAAAAAGAGAAAAUUGAGAAAGGCGACGAAUGUAUUAAAGAAGCGAGAGAAGAAUUAGCUCUGCUUUGCAGAGUUUUAUUGAAAAAGAAGCUCGAAAAUGAAGAUCUCCGAGCAGAGGCAAAAGCCAUUGCGGAAGAAAUAGAUUUGCUUCAAACAACAUGCGACAAAUGUGGUGAAAAAUGCAAAAACAAGGAGCAGUCUUUGAAAUCGGAAAUCGCUAAGUGUGAAUCCGAUAUUAAAGAAUUCAAAUUGAAGUGUACCAAAUGCCACGUAUCAUCUGAUACAGAUAAUCUGAGAAAAUAUUGUACUGACUGCCCUAGGUGUAAAGAAGAAAUGGAGAUUUGUGCAUACAGUGGUGACACAUGUGAAGGACCACUGAAGCCAUGUAUUUGCGUGAAUGUUAAAACCCAUUUUAUAAACAAUGUGUUUGACAAUAUGCAGACAGUAUUAGAAAGGCAAAUUAAUACUAAACCUGGUAAAGUUGUGGCAGCUCAAGUUUUGGAAUGCUUGCAAAAAAGCACUAAUGGAAAGUUGGAUAGCGCAACUAGGAAAAAAUUGCAGGAAUUCAUUUUAGCAACAGUGAAAACUAAUUUGAAUUUGACUAUUAUUGGCGGAGCUGUCAAAACGCGCUGCGAAAUGGAUCCUGAUACAUACAAAGAGCUGAUGAAGUGUAUGAAUAUGAUUAAAACUAAAAAAAUAGAAAAAGCUGAAAAAGGAACUGACGCAAGAAACGAGCCCUGUGCCCGGUGGGGUGGUUCUAAUCAAUGCAAUUGCCCGAAAGGACCUAAGAAUUGUAUAUGUAUGAAAAAGGCUCCAAAGCCUGCUUCUGACCCAGAGCCUUGUGGGCAACUUGAAGAAGAUAAAGAAGAUAUUGUAAGUUGAUAUUAUUUAUAAAGAAUAGCAACA
This is a messenger RNA of Cydia fagiglandana, 1869 nucleotides long. RefSeq lists its product as uncharacterized. The coding region runs from base 1 to 1845 and encodes 614 amino acids. The transcript has 9 exons. Lineage: Eukaryota; Metazoa; Arthropoda; Insecta; Lepidoptera; Tortricidae. The record is from RefSeq and is a predicted model, not a curated record.